UCUCGUAAAACAAGCAACCUCCGCGCAAAAAAUUUUUUUUGUUAACUACUAUUAACAACGACGUUUAAACUAUUAAACGUUGUAGUAUCAAGUGCGGAAAACGGUUGAAUGAAGUGCGGAAUUAGGUGUGCAACGACGACGCGGCAUAAAAAAAGAAAUACGAAUACAAUAAUCUAAAAAUUUUUGUAAUAAAUUAUAAAGCAAAACUAUUGAAACGUUGUAGAAAGCCCCAAACAAUUAUUUUUCGGUUGAAUUAAGUGCCUGUGUGUUAAGAAACGGUAGAGAUAUAGAAAUAAGAAUGUGUAGAAAUCUACCAUAAACGACGAAAAAUUACGAAAGAAGAAAGAGAAAAAAUUGGAAAUUAACAAAAAAACAAGUGCCAGUGUGAAUGCAAAGAAAAAUUCAUGGAUUACAAUGUCACAAACCCAAUGAAGAAGCUGGAAUUACGAAAAUAUCGUUUAAAUAAAUUGGAAAUCUAAUAGAAAAUUAAAAUAAAAUUUGACGUUGUUUCUUCAUAUUUACCUAUUUACCACACAUAUUUCUACACGCACACAUUCGUACACAAAAAAAAUUAUUAUGCUCUCACCCUGUUGUGUGUAGCAGUAGUACAACAAGAAAAAAAACUUGUGAGAUUAACGCGUGUGUAAGCGAAAAAGAGUGAAUGAGCUAGAGAGAGAGAGAGGGCGUAAGAGUGUAAACAUUUAUACCUGGAUUUUUUAAAUGUUUUUUUUUUUGUUUCCUUCAAUUGACAAUAGAAUAGGAAAUAUAAAAAAGAAUUAAUAUACACGAAAAAAAGAAUGGUGUUAUAAUCGAAAAUAUUUGUGUGGCUAUCGAUAACAACGGAGCCAAUAGCUAAAAACGUUAAACUUCGCGUAAAUCUCUUUCAUAUACCUAUAUGUUGGUGGUGGAUUGUGCCAAAAAGCCGGUCACCUUGCAGUCAUCAUCGUGUAUUUAUUUGCUGUGCUGCCCUGUUAUAAUUGUCUUAUAACUACUAAAAGCAGGUGCCACUUAGGGGCUCUUUAGUGUAAUCACUUCAAUUUUUCAAAAACUUAAACAUUUUGUUGGCAUUUCUUACCAUCAGCUGUGUGUCUUCUUCCACAAUUGGAUUAAAGAUAAAACAACAAAACAUCAAAAAUACACAGAAAAGGAUUAACCAACAAAACUUAUCACAGUACAGCACAAAUAGUUGUUGUUCAUGUUUAAAAAUCCUCAUCACCAACUUUGUGUUUGUGUUUCUGAAGGCAGGCUACACAACACCACCCAGCAAACAUGCUUGCACUUAGACAACAUAUAAGCAUAUCGUUUACAUGAAAACUCACUGCGUAUGCGUUUAGAGAGUAUUUGAAGCUGUAGCCCUUGAACGAAUUAUGUCUAAACUUCAUGUAUCGUCUGCAACAUCGGCAGCGACAAAGUCUUUGGCGCCCGAGCAUACACAGCCCCAAUUGCAGCGCAACGAAAGGGCAGCCAGUGAGAAUCCAAAUAGUGCAGCACAUACCCAACACAGAAGGCAUAGCUCUCUAAGCGGGAGAGUUUGUGGUAAAUCGUUGGCAAAAUCUGCUUCCAUAACCGAUAUAGCGAAUAAAUUAGAACAAUAUGAAUCAAUUACACUGCCUGAUAGAGUUAACAUGGCGGCGGCGGCGACGACGACGACGACUACGACGACAGAAAGGGCGGCGGCGAACAGCGUCACAACAACAUCAAGCUGUAAACGUAUUGCUGCUGCCGCUAGAGAUUCUUCAUUAGCCGACGAAGUGGAUGGUGAUGAGACCAGAAGGCGAAGAUUACCUGCCGCUUUGCGUAAUGAAUUAAAGGCAGCUACCAAAGAUUGUUCCGAGUCAUUGCAUAAUGCUUCUAUAGUGGGUGGUCGUACCUCUAUAACGUCCUACGAUGAGCCCGAUCAUUUGCAGCAUCGUUUUAGUCGAACAGCAGCAGCUUCAGGGGUUGUUGUGGCCAGCGCUGACUCAACAACAGCAGCAACGUUAUCAACAUCGGUAUUAAGUGGAGCGCGGCAGGCGCAACUGGAUAAUUUUUCUUCAUCGUCUAACUUGGAUAAUGGUUUCAGUGAUAUGCUGGGCUGUACAAGUGGGAUGAGUAGUGUGUUUAGUUCUCCAUCUGCCAGUACAGUAUCAUCGCCCCUGUCUACGCCAACAAGACUUUCGCCACAACUUCAACAGCAUCACCGGCAGCAACAGCAAUCGUCAUGUUGCCAAAAGUCAAUAGCAUCUACUAAGAAUUCCUGCUCCUCCGCCUCUUCCACAAAUAAUCAUCCCUAUCUGCAUGAUCACCAUGAUCAUGCUGAUCUUCAUUCACAUCACCACCAGCAUCAGCAUCAGCACAAUAAACAUCUACAUCAUCACAUAGCCGCUUUGUCUUCUAGUUCAGCGAACGGAAGUAAAAACCUUAAGAAAUUUGAUCCGCGUCUGGGACCAUCACCUUAUCGUCAACUUUUGCCCAUAGCUUUAUGUAUUCUAUCGUUUGCGACAGUCUUCAGCAUUUUAAUUGUUUACAUGGAUACGACAGAAAUUCGCCAUCAACAAUUUCGCCUGAAUAUGUCGCGUGAUUACGAUUUCUUUGAUGUGGCUCAAGAUGAUCCUAUACUUAUAGCAUUCCUGCGUGAAAUUCAUAUGCGCAAAUAUUCGAAGCACUGUUUCAAAUCUAUGACGGAUGGCAGCAGCAGUAGUAGUAGUGGUGGUGGAGGAGGAUUUGCAGCCUCAUUAUCAUCACCAACGUCAUCGUCGGCAUCAUCAACGACAUCGACUUCCUCCACACCACUAGGCCCCGGUGGCGGUGGUAAAGCAGGAAGAGUUGGUGUUGAUGGUCUAAUAGGAGUAGAUCAGCAUUUUAACUUUAGUGCCCACCCCAAUGAAUUAACACCAAAAAUGGCCUAUUAUGUGGCCAAUCUGCUGCAGCGCAAAACCAAUGGUGCCGUUAUACAGUCCUUGACGGGCUCUUUGGGUCAAUUAAUGACAGCACCUUGGCUAUCGGAGACAUUGAAUUGGGGUGGUAUCAUAGUGGAACCAGAACCGAGGAGAUUUUUUACACUAUGCAAACAAAAUGGCCUCAGGCCACGCAUGGAAUUGGUGCAGGCCUGUGUAUCACCAAAAUCAUAUCCCAAAGAGGUGGUUACCGCUCACAACGAAGAGUCUGAAGUGCGAAUUAACAGUCUGCUUGAUGAGGAGACAUCAUGGUUCAAUUCGCGUGUCAAAUGUUUUCCGCUGUAUACCAUCAUGCUAGCAACAAAUCGUGUUGAAUACGAUCUACUUAGCUUGGGUGUGCAUGGUCACGAGUUGGAGAUUUUACAAACAUUACCUUUUGACAAAAUAAAAAUUGAAAUAAUUUCAAUACAUUUAUUGGAGAAUCAAGAGGAUGUUAGCAGCUACAUACAAACCAUAACCAAGUUCCUACAACGGAAAGGCUAUAAAUUGCAGAAGAAAUUCGGACGCAAUUAUUUCUAUAGACGCUUAUCAUCAUCAACAAAAUCAUCAUCCACAUCACAGGGCUCAACGCCAAUACGAACACGAACAAAAGAUAUUUUACUAAAGACGCCUUAAAAGCCUUUAUAUUAGAAAAAAAGAAAACUCCCCAACACACACACACAAAAGGAAAACAGUAAUUGUAUGAUAUAUAAUUAUUAUAUAUCAUGGAAAAAAUAGUAUCUAUAUAUAGAAUAUUAUUAUUAUUACAAUUAUUAUAAUUAAUUUUUUUUUUUGUUUAAUUUAAGUCACCAGCAGCAAGCAUACACACAACUUGAGACAUAACUAACGAAACACAAAAGAGAAAACGUUAUGGAAAUAGAAAAACAAGAUUUAAAAAAAAAGCAAUCAAAUAGUAAAGUCCAUAAUGGAAAUCAUGUUGAAAUGUUAAACCUCUAUCCCUCUCUACUUUAGAAGCCAGCCUCCAAGAAAAGCCUAAUUAGGAAAAAACACUUGGAACAAAAAAAAAAAAUCCAUUCACAAAAUAAUUUCCAUUAUACGUUAGCCGUAGAUACAGUUAAAACUAGGGCGAUCAAUAAACCGGGUUUUGAAAUAAGGAAAAAAAUGAGUUUUCAAAAAAAAACGGGUUAAGCAACAUUUCACUGAAAGUUUUUCUAAAGAAAAAAAUUUCAAAAAGAAUUUUUCCAAAGACAAAAUUUUAAUAAAAUUUCUCCAGAGCCUCAAUUACAGUUAAAUUUUCUUUAAAGACUUUUAAUUAAAAUUUUGUAUUAGAAAAAUUUUUUAUUUAAAAUUUAAAUUUGUUAAAUUUUUCAUAAAAAAAAUUCCCCAAAAAUAAUUUUUUUUCUAGAGAUCAAAUUUCAAUGCUUUUUCAUAGACACAUUUUCAUAAAAGCUAUUUUUUUUUAAAUUUCUCAAAAAUAAAAUUUCAAUUUUUGCAAAAAAUUUUAAAAAUCUCUCUAAAAAAUUAUUAAAAUUUUUCUAAAAAAUUGUUAAUU
This is a messenger RNA of Stomoxys calcitrans (stable fly), 4428 nucleotides long. RefSeq names its product protein Star (gene S). Lineage: Eukaryota; Metazoa; Arthropoda; Insecta; Diptera; Muscidae. The record is from RefSeq and is a predicted model, not a curated record. The transcript is spliced from 5 exons. The coding region runs from base 1368 to 3551 and encodes 727 amino acids.